CUGGAGUGGAGAGGCUAAGAUUGCCACCUGCAUAAUACAACUGUCACAACCUGCAGAAGAGAAGAAAAUAAAUUGUCUAAGGCUAUCAUGGAUGCUUGAGAAAACUCGACAUGAACUUCAACAAUCAAAAUCAUGUUAAAAGUAAGCAGAACAGUAUUUCUUCUGAGAGUUAGCUUCAAGAGUCUGAGUGUCUCCAGCCUUGCUAUCUUACCUGCUGCCUUUUCCUAAGACAGGACAUGGAGUUGAGGGUCCUUUCUUCCCAGUAGGUGCUAAUGAAGUUACUUAUUUCACCAGAGGAAAUGUGGAUCCAUGAAAUUCCAUUUUGUGCAAGUUGUUGUUAACUCUGUUGGCAAUGUCUAUGAUUUUAUCUGCGUCUGUGGUCCGUGUGAGGGAUGGACUCCCACUGUCUGCAUCUACUGAUUAUGAUCAAAGCACAGGAGUGCAAGAAUGUAGGAAAUAUUUUAAAAUGCUCUCAAAGAAACUUUCUCAGCUUCCUGAUAGAUGUACUCUGAAAACUGGGCAGUAUAAUAUAAACUUUAUCAGUUCUCUGGGAGUGAGCUAUAUUAUGUUGUGCACUGAAAAUUAUCCCAGUGUCCUGGCUUUCUGCUUCCUGGAUGAGCUUCAGAAAGAGUUCAUUACUACCUACAAUAUGAUGAAGACAAAUACUGCUAUCAGACCAUACUGCUUUAUAGAGUUUGAUAAUUUCAUUCAGAGGACCAAACAGAGAUACAAUAACACACGUUCUUUGUCAACAAAGAUGAAUCUUGCUGACAUGCAGACAGAAAUCAAACUGAGACCACCCUACCAAAUUUCAGUGUCAGAACUUGGUUCAGCUAAUGGGUUUGCACAUUUGUCUGCUGCAGAUUAUAAGGGUACUGGUAAGAUCUCGGCUGCUCCUCAUCAGCGUCUGGAACCUGUAACUCUGCCAGGGAUUGUCUCGUUUGUACUCAGUCUGUUAUGUGGGGCUUUGAAUUUGAUUCGUGGCUUUCAUGCCAUUGAAAGUCUUCUACAGAACGAAGGUGAAGAUUUCAGUUAUGUUAUUGCAUUUUUUCUUGGAACAGCUGCCUGUUUGUACCAGUGUUACCUAUUUGUGUAUUACACAGGCUGGAGGAAUGUCAAAUCCUUCCUGACUUUUGGGUUAAUUUGCCUGUGUAAUAUGUAUCUGUAUGAACUGCGCAAUCUGUGGCAGCUCUUCUUUCAUGUGACUGUGGGAGCAUUUUCUACCUUACAAAUACGACUGAGACAACCACAGGGGAAGUCCCCAGAUUACAAUGUUUGACAAGUCCUGGAACAUUUCAAGGCAAUCUUGUUCCAGCAGUUAUUCACUCUCAGGAAUGUAAAGCUGUUCUCCAAAAGAGAAGCUAUCUGGAUGGGACUUUUCAUUUGUUUUGUGCUUCGUAGGUUUGUGGGGGUUUUUUUGUUUUUUUUUGUUUUGUUUUUUUUUGAAAAAAAGCAAUGUAAGAUGCCUGUGGACAUUUUUCAUUUGAUGGUUAAACUUGUUUUUAAAGGAGAGCUGAAGACACAAAAGAAUACUGGACUAGAGGAGGAAAAUGGGUCAUAUCUGUGCAGUGAAAUGUGUUGGGAGCACCAGGUUUGGAGAACUUGACUGGUGGCAUGAAAAAGUGUGUUAAUGGAAGGAAUGUAUUAGAGUAUGUGUCCUGCAUAUCAUGCAAGCUCUUUACUUCCAAAAUCAGUUUUGCCUUUGUGAGGCAGUAGGGGAAUAGGCUAAAUUAAAAAAAAAAAAAAAAAAAGUGCUAUUGCCUGUUAGCAGACUAUAGCUGGAAUGUGUGAGAUGCUACAUUUUGGAACAUUUUCACAUUGACAUAUGCCUGAAAGAUUUCCUAAUUAAGUGUAACCUGGAAACUUUGUAGUUUCUGGGGAUCAGCUUUUUGGCACUAGUGGCCCUCUGCCUAGUGCUGUAAAUACUUGCACAUUUUUUCAUAUGUUUAAUUUGCUCUUAAUUAUCUUUUGAAAGUGAUCUCUGUGGGCACGGUUUAUUUUUAAUAAUUAUCCAACAAAAGUGUGCCACUUACCCCACCAUUUUUGCACUCUUCCUCUGUUUGAUGUCUAAAAAGGGUGAAAGGAAAUGGUCUCGUGAAUAGAUGGAGUGACUGAUUUUUUGACUAUUCUUUUUAUUAUUUUUGGAAUGGAUAAAUAACUAGCUGAAACCUUAUAUAAGCAACUAUGACAGACAAAUAAUAAAUCGGUCUAAUUAGCUUGAACAAGAAAAGAACAGGAAUUUUGUUUCUUAUACUGGAUUUGUUUUAUUGUGCUGGAAUAGAACUUCCUUGACCUGGACUUGUGUUUGAGAGAACCAUUGCAUAUUCCAGAAGUUUGUGAAUUAAUCAGCAAGCAACAAAUACUUACAAUUGCAACCACAUGGUACCAUCAUCUGUUACAUUGUUUUGAGGGUCUCUUUUUUUUUUUUUUUUUUUUUUUUUUUGACAAUUGUACUUCAGUUACUUAUGAUGUUCUGUAAUGUACAAAUAGACAGACAUAGAUUUUUAUAUAUGACGUGGAAUAAUGCAAGGGUUCACUGAAGUGCUGGAAAAAAAAAGUUUAAAUAGCAGAGAGGUUACCAUGCUGCUUGUGUUGUUGGAUCUGGAGAUUGGCAGGGCUUUGCUGUACCUUGAAGUGUUGCUUCUGGCAGAUUUCUAAGGACAUUUCCCACAAAAUUAUAUGUUUUGGCAAGUUUUGGAAUCAGAUUAUGACAGAGAAGAAUGGAGCCGGAUACUUUUUUCUUUUUAAAGGAUGGUGUUGGUCGAGAAAAUCUAGAUCCCUUGAGGUUGAGGAGUAUUAGAGAAUGAAAUUGCGGUCUUCAGUGAGCAGUAGUGGUAUGUGUGUUAUUCAUAAUGUCUAUUUCUCCGACUGAUAUGCAAGACUAACACCAUGAAGAUGUCUUGGUGUGCAGCAUCAACAGCUAGUGUUGUGGGGUAUAUGCUUUGCUGUUAAGCCUCUUCACUCCCCUCUUUGAGCCAGAAAAGUAGAGUGCAUUCAUGGAUAUGGUCUGUUUUUGUUUUGGGAGCCAGGAACAUGGGGAAGAGAGUUGGAGGAGGGCAAGCACACAAGAAUUUUAGGAAAUGUAUAACCAUGAAUAUUUUAAAAACAUAGAAAAACAGAAAACACAAUCUGUGUUUAGCACUGAGAAGUUUACCUGUGUUAGCUUUUAUGCAGCUUUCUGAAUGCUGGACACCUGAAAACAUAACAAGCAGUGCUUUACCAAUUUAAGUCAAGGAUUGAAAAAUAUAGAUAUUCAUGUUUAAAUAUAAAACUAUGUUCUUAUCUUGCUUAUAAAAUCUACAGGAGUCCUUUGACCUGUCUUUUUACUUCACCUCAGUUGAUAGGCGGGGAAGCUAUUAGGAAUGCCCAAAAUGUUACUUUGUUUUUUGACUUGUGCUACUGUGCACAUGAAGACUUUCCUGUUGCAUCCUUUCUUGGACUUAAAUGUCAGCAGAUAAUCGUGUUUCUCUGAUGCUGUUUCUAAAGAUGCACUUUUAAGGAAUGAUAAUUUCCUGUGCUGUAAUAUGUGGAGCCAUUAUCCCAUGACAGUUGUUAUCAUGUUUAACUAACUGCUGACUAACAGAUACAGUGAACAAAUACAACUAUCAGUGUAGUGGAGGACAGAAUUUUUUUUGUUUUCUUGUUUUUAUAGCACUGAUAAAGAAAGUCCCAAUUUACAGUGGAAAAUUAAUAUCUGAUCUAAACGUGACUGUUCUUCAUCACUUGAUAUGUGCUAAAAAAAGAUGGCUUUUGUGUAUAUUACUGUAGUGUGAUUGUAAUAUCUGAACUUGGCAGAAAUUUUUGCGAGAUUAGAAACAUACAGUGUUCGUGGCCAAGUCGGAGGUGCAAAUUUACAGAAAACUCCCAGGAUUUCACAAUUGCUUGCACAAAGCCAGGAUUCAGUGAAACGGGUGCUUCCUUGCUGACUUCACCAGAUACUUGAGUGCAUGCAAAUACUCAUAAAAAUGAAAUUCUGCAUUUAUUCACUAUCUUGAGCAACAUGCUUUAUUUUAACUUGAGUUGGACAAGGCCGUUCCUAGUUGUUUGUAUACUGUAGGGCUUAGCAGAACUAGAACCAACUUAAUGCUGUAUUUACAAAGUAAGCGCUCUGUAAAGUUAAAACCUCCAACACCCAAAAUAUUGUUUUUUUUGAAGAAAGUAUGACUGUUUAUGUUCACUUUCACUAUGGAAUUGCCAGACAAUUACUCCACAGUCCCCUACCUCAGCUUCCAGACAUUUAGUUAGUAUUUUCCUUGUGUAGUCUUUUUUUAAUGUCUGAGCUUUUUGACUGGAGUCUGCGAUCUUACAUUGAACAUUCAGGCUAAAAUCUGAGAAUAAGGGUUAUUAUUUCAUUUGCAAAUGGUCAGAUUUUUCUAGGAUUUGAUCUUUCAUUCGCUGUUUAGACCUCUUCUUUUGUCAUACUACUGAUUUAAAGGGAUGUGUGUGUGUGUGUGUGUAAAAGAAUGCAGCCUUCUGAGAAUGACUGAAUGUAUAAGGAGUAUAUGAGAACUAUAAGGUGAUGGAAAGUGCAGUUUGCUUUGCAAACAUUGUGAUUACUCAGCCUUUACUGCCGAUGCUUUAAUAUAUUGGUAGUCUCUUUAUCAAAGGAAUGAGGAACAUCUAUUUAGGCUUAUUACCUUUCAGGCUCCUGCCUUUCAUUCCCCAUUUCCACUGCAGGUACUGUUGUUUGAUUGUUUUUUUUUACUUUCAUGGUUUGUAUUGAAAAUGGAAGAAGCCCAUUAAUGCUUGCAAACCCUAAACGUGCGUUUUUGAAUUAGCUUUUGGUCAGAAUAAGUAAAGUAUUCUAGGUAUAUGUGUUACCACAGCUUUCUGGAUGCUGUUAAUAUAAAGGGAUGUAUUAUAGGAGAGUGUCUUUUCCUACUUGGGAGUAAUUGAUGAGCUGGGUUGCAGUAGGGGCUCUGCUUCAGUGGGAGUUCAGUGGGCUGAUGAGAGCCCAGCUGAUUUCUCCGCAGGGCUCUGAGUAAGCUUGGAGCAUCUAUCUACGUGUGCAGUUCCAGUUAUGGCUGGAUACUGCCAGUCAAAUAGUCCAGCUCCCCAUUUACUUUGGUAAGGCUAAAGAAUCUUACGGCAUCUGUGAUGGUUUUCUUUACUUGUGAACUGUAGUUUUUAUCAGUUUUAUUGAUCAAAUUCUUUUUUUAAGGGAACUUUACAGAGCACUUUUAUCGGUUGAUAGACCCUCUGUUUGCUGUUGUCGCUGUUCACAGAGCUAUCUAAAAGUCAUUGUGAACUCUUGCAGUGUCCUGAAAUUUUUGUUACCCUGGAUAACUUUUCUU
This is a messenger RNA of Rhea pennata, 5294 nucleotides long. RefSeq names its product SEC22 homolog A, vesicle trafficking protein (gene SEC22A). The transcript has 8 exons. Lineage: Eukaryota; Metazoa; Chordata; Aves; Rheiformes; Rheidae. Bases 353 to 1279 code for a protein of 308 amino acids. The record is from RefSeq and is a predicted model, not a curated record. Gene Ontology annotation, cellular component: membrane. Gene Ontology annotation, biological process: endoplasmic reticulum to Golgi vesicle-mediated transport.